AUGAAGGGCGGGGGUACUGCGAGGCAAAGCUGCGACAUCUGGCGAGUGCUGCCGCCUCUCCUGGGGACAGGAUUGGCGGAGCUGCCAUCUGCUGGCAACGGCACCGGCGCAACAGAGAUGGGCGUGCUCAUCUGGGAGGCCAUGAGCGACUCGCGGGUCUGGUACGGGUACAGUUCGAGCAUUCGAAAGAAGUCCGCGCUCUGGAUGAAGAAGUCGCCGGUCCGCGGCGGCGGACACGGCGACUCCGGAGACGCCGACGUCGGGCCGGGCUUCAUUGUCGCGGGUUUCGUCUUCAACUUCAGGCCCGGAGGCGCCCGGCACAUAGGGUCGAUUCCGGUGUGGCUGUGGGUCGUGCGUCUCCUACUACGCGCCAACUGGCGUGCUCUACAAUAA
Emiliania huxleyi CCMP1516 is the source of this 393-nucleotide messenger RNA. RefSeq lists its product as hypothetical. The transcript has 2 exons. The coding region runs from base 1 to 393 and encodes 130 amino acids. Lineage: Eukaryota; Haptophyta; Isochrysidales; Noelaerhabdaceae. The record is from RefSeq and is a predicted model, not a curated record.